UGAGGAAGGCGAGUCGCGAGAUCGUAAACAACAUGGCGCGUCACGAACCUAGAGAGUCUUAAAACCUACUCUGGGAAGCAAAAGCGUUUAGCUUACUGAACUCACACCUUUACAAGGUUCAGUUUUGAUUUGAAUGUUUGGUGGUUAUUUACCGAGGUCUGCAGGAAGACACAAACGGAGCAGAAGAGCUGUCAAAGCGCUGUUACCAAUUAACUGACUAUCAGUCUAUGGGCUCUAAGUCCAGUUCUGGGAUGUCCGGUCGAGGCUCUGGCAACAAUCCAGACCAGUCCGAACCAGAACCUAACCAGAAUUCCGAUCAGACGGGUCACACACAAGCCGAGAGGCAGUCAGGAUCGGAAGAGAACGUUGACUUGGCACAAGUUCUGGCGUACCUACUGCGGAGGGGCCAGGUCCGCCUGGUCCAUGGAAGUGGAGCGACGGGCCUACAGCUCGUGCAGUCAUAUUCAGACUCAGAUGAGGACAGCGAUGGGGCCUGGGAUGGGCGGCUAGGACAUCGAUAUGACCCUCCAGUGGAUGCCCAACCAGACACACAGGAAGUUGACCACAGUGAGAUCCGCACACAGAUCCUGCUUGCCACUGCUUCCUCAUGCUUAAAGGGAAGACACAGUUUCACACAAAUGCUGGCAGAGCGGGAACAGGGACGGUGUCUGGGGUCAAGUUUCUCUCAUGGAGAGUGCAGUCGAAUCCGGUCACAUUUCCUGCCUAAUCAUGUGGUAUACAAGGACACUUACCAGCAAAAAGUCUUUUGUGGAGUCUACAGUGAUGAGGGAAACAUGUUCUUGACAGCAUGCCAAGAUCAGAAUAUCAGGUUAUAUGACACUAGUAGGGGCCGUUUUACUCUAAAGAAGACGGUGAAGGCCAGAGAUGUGGGCUGGAGCAUUCUGGAUGUGUGUUUCACCCCUGAUGCACGUUGUGUGCUGUACUCCAGUUGGUCUGACUACAUCCAUGUGUGCAGUGUAGAUGGGGACAAUGAAACACACACCGCUCUGGACCUCAAUCCUGAUGAAAGGAGGUUCUGUGUUUUUUCUCUAGCAGCAUCCACAGAUGGAAAAGAAAUUUUAGGCGGUGCAAACGAUGGCUGUCUGUAUGUGUUUGAUCGUGAACAAAACAAGAGAACACUAAAGAUCGACGCUCAUGACGAUGAUGUGAAUGCCGUAGCGUUUGCAGACAAUUCAUCACAGCUGCUGUUCUCAGGCAGUGAUGAUGCUCUGUGCAAGGUAUGGGACAGACGUACCCUCAGAGAAGACCGACCACAGCCUGUGGGUCAACUGGCCGGACACAGAGACGGAAUCACCUUCAUACACAGCAAGGGCGACGCUCGGUACUUGAUCAGCAACUCCAAAGAUCAGACCAUUAAGUUGUGGGACGUGAGGAAGUUUUCAUCUAAAGAGGGGCUCACAGCCUCACGGCAAGCUGUCACACAACAGAACUGGGACUACCGCUGGCAGCAGGUUCCCCAGAGAGCAAUAAAGAAGCAUAAGCUGACUGGUGACACCUCUGUGAUGACCUACAGAGGACACGGGGUUCUGCACACGCUCAUUCGCUGCCGCUUUUCGCCUGAAUUCAGCACUGGACAGAAGUUAAUUUACACAGGCUGUUCAACAGGCAAAAUCGUCAUCUACGAUGUGUUGACGGGAAGCAUUGUGUCCAAAUUGUCCAAUCAUGACGCAUGUGUGAGGGACGUCAGCUGGCACCCGUAUCACAACAACAUGGUCAGCAGCUCUUGGGAUGGUGCCAUACGUCGGUGGGAACACACGCAGAACCCCCUUCUGGACAGCGACAGAGAGAGGAUGAACGUGGAUAUGCUGGAGAUGGAAACCAAAUGCUGUUGACGAUGUCAGAGGAAGAUGGUGACAUCGUAGUAGGAAUAGGAUGGAGCAGGAAUAAAGAGAAACAGAAAAAAUCAGAAAAGAACACAUUUUGUAAAAUCGAAUUGAUGUAGCGUUAGGCAGGGUCUUCAGGUUUUUUAUUUCACAUUAUAGGCACAAAAAGAUGAUACACACAUGUUUAAGCUAAAAGGAUCCUUGACAUUUACGCCUCUCUUUCAGCUCAGAGAUUUAAGCGCAGGUUUAAGCUUAAGUGAGUGAGUUUCACCAAUAUAAAGAACGCCGAUUUCAGACGGGCACAGCACAACUGCUUAGCUUGAAAAAUGACUGUAUGGUAACUGCUUUACCCAAAAAAAGCAAUACCUGGAUAAUGGACAUGUCUCUAAAAGUGCAAAGAAUUCUGGGAAUAAUUCUAAAUAUUGUAAGAUAUUUUAUUGCUAUUAAUGUUCAGGAUUUGAUUUUGUAGUACAAUGUAAAAUGAUAUUUUCUGUCAAAACUGAAUGCGUGUUUAAUGUGCGUGUGUGGAGACAGUAGUGGGUUUACGGGGUACGGGAGGGAGAUUCUUUAUGCGUAUGUGUGUGAGCAUGUGUGCAGAUAUGUUUCUGUUGAAACAAAGGAUUGAUUUGUGUGUGAUUUAAGUGCAUUUCAGAUUAAUUGGAACACUCACAAAAUGUUUUUACACGAAUAAUUAAACUCACGUGCACAACUUUG
This is a messenger RNA of Carassius gibelio (silver crucian carp), 2558 nucleotides long. RefSeq names its product DDB1- and CUL4-associated factor 11. The coding region runs from base 228 to 1853 and encodes 541 amino acids. The record is from RefSeq and is a predicted model, not a curated record. Gene Ontology annotation, cellular component: Cul4-RING E3 ubiquitin ligase complex. NCBI's taxonomy places the organism in Eukaryota, Metazoa, Chordata, Actinopteri, Cypriniformes, Cyprinidae. Gene Ontology annotation, biological process: proteasome-mediated ubiquitin-dependent protein catabolic process. The transcript has 15 exons. Gene Ontology annotation, molecular function: protein binding.